Molecule: messenger RNA, 3625 nt
Organism: Adelges cooleyi (spruce gall adelgid)
Lineage: Eukaryota; Metazoa; Arthropoda; Insecta; Hemiptera; Adelgidae
Product: piwi-like protein Siwi
Exons: 18
Coding region: 427-3099 (890 amino acids)
Biological process (GO): regulatory ncRNA-mediated gene silencing
Cellular component (GO): P granule
Molecular function (GO): piRNA binding; protein binding
Source: RefSeq, a predicted model, not a curated record
CAACAAUUCAUUCUUCAGUGAGUCAUGAGUGAACUACCAAAAAAAAACAACAACAAAUAUUAUUAGACGUCAGUAUCAUGAAAAUUAUUUAAACAUAGGAUUUACUUGGUCAGUAUGAAGUUGGCGACACUGUGUAUGGGUGCACGCUGCUCUACACAAAAUGGCGUUUGGCUAAUAAUCGACCAAUCGUUGGCGUUCAUACCUAUUCACAACAAACGCUGAACGCGCUCUACACCUACACGCGGCUCAUAGACCAUACCUAAUACCUGUCUCAGUGGUCACUUUAUAUGUCACGUUACUUACGAUAGGUCGUCGGUUGUCCUUGUGAUACUAAAAUGUUUUUUGAGUGAAUUCGAAAGUGUUUUCAGACCGACGUUCUAUCUACGACGUAUUCAGGUUAUUGUUAAGAGCGAACAAUUCUAAGCAAUGGAUCCCAUCAGACCGGGUAGAGGUCGAGCACAUACUCGUCCGAGAGGGCCACCACCUGGCCAAGGUGGUCCCCCAGGCCCGCCAUUAGGUCCAAGAGGUGGAGGUCCUAGAGGUCAAACAGGACCAGCAGGUCCUCAAGGAGCUGCUCCCCUUCCGAGAGGUCCACGGCCAUCCGGUCCUGGCCCUCGACCAGUUAUGCGGCCACAAGGGCCUAGUCAAACUGUUCCAAAACCAGCUAGUGCGAUGGCAGGAGUAGAGCAAGUUACUGAAGGUGUAAAGAAAAUGGCAACUGAUAAUACCCCUGUUCCACUUGGUCGUGGAACUGUACGUGGUCGUCAACCGGUUGACGCUGAACACUUCAGAGCACCUCGUCCCCAGUCUUCUCUUGGAGAUAAAGGGAAAAAAGGUACCUCUGGACAACCAGUAGCGCUAUUGGCAAAUUAUUUUCCAAUCACUUCAAACUCCAAGUGGUGCUUGUACCAAUAUCGUGUUGAUUUUGAUCCUGAUGAAGACAGAAUUUUCGUCAAAAGAAGUCUGUUAAGACAGCACAAAGAAAAGUUUGGCGGUUAUUUGUUUGAUGGCACCAUGUUAUUCACUAGCGUCAAGAUGAACCCUGAGAAUUUCGAAUUGACUUCUAAAAGACACUAUGAUGAUGCGAUGUUCAUACUUAAGUUUAAAUUUACAAAUACUAUUGAAUAUGGAGAUUAUUCAUAUAUUCAAGUUUUCAAUUUGCUUCUGCGUAACUGUCUUCGUCAUCUUGAAUUGAAACUUGUCGGCAGAAACUAUUACGACGCUUCUGCUAAGAUAAAUUUACCAGCUUUCAAACUUCAACUUUGGCCAGGAUACGAAACAUCUAUUGCCAGACAUGAAGACGACAUAUUACUAUGUGCCGAGAUUUCGACAAAAGUAAUGCGUCAAGAAACUGUCUAUGAUUUCUUUAAUCAGUGCGCCCAAGAUAGACACAGGAACCGAGACUGGAUGACCACUUUUAAAAAUGGCAUAAUCGGUACAACAGUUAUGACUAUCUACAACAAUGAAACAUACCGUAUCGAUGAUGUUGAUGAAAAUGCAGACCCGUCAUCGACGUUUAACAAGAAAGAUGGUUCGGCCAUGUCUUAUAACCAAUAUUAUCAAGAUAAAUGGCAUGUCACCAUCAAGGGCGGAAGGCAACCCAUGUUGAUUUCGAAAAACAAGAAAUCCGUACGUCAAAUGGGCGGAGAGGAAGCUAUUGUUUAUUUGGUGCCCGAACUGUGCGUCAUGACUGGAUUGACUGAUCAAAUGAGAAACAAUUUUACUUUAAUGAAAGAAAUGGCAGUUUACACACGUGUAAAUCCAAAUGAAAGAGUGAAACGACUUGUGAACUUUGCUCAGCGCCUUUUAUCGUCGGAAAAAUCUGUUCAAGAAUUAAAGGAUUGGAAUUUGUCAUUAAGCAAAAACCUCGUCGAAGUGACAGGGCGUACGUUGCUUCCAGAACAAAUCAAGAGCAACAGGGGGGAUUAUAACGGAGCAAUGGAAGCAGAUUGGACCAAGCAUCUGCGUAGUAGCCCGAUGUAUACUUGUGCGGUGAUGAAGACUUGGGUUAUUUUGGGCCCUGAAGACUCUAUUAGAGAUAUACAGGGUUUCGCCCAAAGCCUUUAUAAGGCUGGACAAGGAAUGUCUUUUUCACUACCGCAGCCCGUCAUAGUGCCAUUAAGGGAUACCAGGUCUAAUGCACUAAUGACAACAUUGGAACAAGUUAUAAACGAAAGAAACCCUACAAUGAUACUAUGUGUGAUCCCUUCAGCAAGAGGAGAUGUAUAUAGUAUGAUUAAAAGGAAAUUGUGUGUUGACCGCGCAGUACCUUCUCAAGUGGUCCUUCUGAAAAACGUUCAAAAGAACAACAUGUCUGUUGUGACAAAAGUGGCUAUUCAAAUCAAUUGUAAAAUCGGUGGUGCUCCAUGGCUUGUUACUAUACCCAAAAAGGGUAUGAUGAUUGUUGGAUACGACGUAUGUCAUGAUAGUCAAAACAAAAAUAUUUCUUAUGGCGCAUUGGUUGCCACCAUGAACGACGCUCAUACUUGCUACUUCAGCUGUGUCGAACCGCAUAGAAGUGGAGAAGAGCUGUCCAAUCAUUUUGCCGCCAGUAUAAGUAAGGCAUUGGCAAAAUACAAAAUGAUAAAUGGCGCUUUGCCAACUGCAAUUGUCAUUUACAGAGACGGUGUUGGUGAUGGCCAGAUAUCCUACGUCCACAAAACCGAAGUUAAACUGUUGAAGGCGGCUACUGAACAAUUUUAUGGUGCUGCUUCUGUUCCAUUGGCAUUUUUAAUAGUAACCAAGAGGAUAAGCGCUCGUUUCUUUACAAAACAAGGAAUCCAAAAUCCCGCACCCGGUACUAUUAUUGACACUGUGGUUACAGAUCCUACCAAAUACGAUUUCUUCCUUAUUUCACAACACGUAAGACAGGGUACGGUAACCCCUACCCAUUAUCAUGUCAUUGAGGAUUCCCUGCACUUUCCGCCUGAUAUAAUGCAGAAACUUACUUAUAAAUUGUGUCACAUGUAUUACAAUUGGUCAGGUACUGUGCGUGUUCCCGCCCAUUGUCAACUGGCCCACAAGUUGGCCUUUUUAACUGGGCAAACACUCAGAAGUUCACCCAAUACAGGGUUGGACGAACUUCUAUACUUUUUAUAAACAAAGACUUUUUUUGUCAUUGAACUUGAUUAUAUGUAUUAUAUACACACACACAUAUAUAUAUAUACACACACUUCACAUUACAAUUUUUAAGUUACGACCACUAUGUACUAUGAUUGUUAAGGAAAACAGUGUAAGUAAUUAAUGAUAAUUAUGGCCUUUUGUGGCACGACUCAUUUCACCGUCCAUUUUUUUCUCUAUAACAAAUUAACCUAGAUUUUAUUUUAAGGACGUUUGAUCUGCUGUUAAGUAGUAUUAUUUUUUUUUUAACGAAUUUAGGGUAAUUUUAAUGCAUUAUAAUAUAAUUGUUAUAAUUACCAUUGUUUUAUUUCACAUUUAUUUUGAGUUUAUAUUGUUAAAAUAUACUAAAAAUGUGCAAGGUUAUUAUUUCUGACGAAAAUACUUAAAUAUCAAAAAUAAUAUAAGUAAAAAUAAUUAAUUACGUUGUAUUUAAAAACAUUGUAUUUUUAAGUUAAUAUUAACUGAUUUGUAAGUAAUUUUGAAAUCCUUUAAAGGUUUUCUUAUU